Molecule: messenger RNA, 2828 nt
Organism: Pocillopora meandrina
Lineage: Eukaryota; Metazoa; Cnidaria; Anthozoa; Scleractinia; Pocilloporidae
Source: the annotation of a GenBank genome assembly
AUGCAGAUCAACAAGGGCACUACGAACAACAAAAUUAUUAUGCAGGAGCUCCAUGCCCUUUCCUGGCUUUCUGCGCUCCACAAUUAUCAUAUAACUCUGACUUAUCUCGAGGGUUUUAGUAACACUGUCGCUGAUUUGGUUUUGCACCUUCCCGAGUGCCCUCAUCUGUUAUUGUUUUACUGUUUCAGAUCACCAGUAUCAAUCAAUCUAAAGGGCUAAUGAAAAGCCAGAAACACCCCAUAUCACCCUCUAUGCUCUUACAGCUCCAUGAUUGGCUUCAUUUCGAAAGUAGCUUCAAGUUGUCUUUCUAGGCUAUUUGUUUGGUUGCCAUAUUUGGCAUAUUUCGGAAAUCCCACCUUUUACCCAUGUCGCCGACUUCCUUUGACCCUCGUAAGCAACUCACAAAGGCUGAUUUUAAAAUCUUCCCCUGGCUGGUUCUCAUAGAUAUUUGCAUGAGCAAAACCAUUCAGAUUCGUGAGCACGUUCUAGAAAUCCCACUUUCCCACAUUCCAUGCUCUCCAUUAUGUCCAACAGCAGCCAUCAUCAACGCGCUUCACUUUAUAGCCUUAGGUUCUAGCACAUGUUCUUAGGCAUUCUGGUCGGACCGCCAGCUUGUACAAGUUUUUGGCUAUGGAUCAUUUGUUUCCUUUCUGCACACUCAUGGCCUCUGUACACAUAGAGGUAUAGACAGGUAUCUUGCAUUGCUGGGUUUUGACCCUAAGUUUUGAUAUCAUUUGCUUCCGGUGUUCCCAUUGAACUGAUUAGGGCUCUCAGCAAUUGGUGCUCUGACACCAUUCUUAUCUCUUUAACCAUGCCUUUAACAGUUCGCCCUCAUUCUGCUAACAUGCUUUGUAAAUCCAUCCUACUACAUAACCCACUACAACCUACACUAACUAGCAUUUUCACUCCUUCUUUUCUGGGUUUGGACUGUUGGUUUAGUGUAUACGUCCAAUAUCUUUGUCAUGUAUUAGUCUAGUGUGUUAUUUAUGUAGGUUAUAUACAUCUAAUAAACUGUCUGGUUCCAAAACAAGCCUCUGUCUGUUGUGGUGUUUAGGUGAAUAUUAACCUCUAUUACUAUGAAUCUAUACAUCACUAAUAAUUGUUUUUUUCCUAUAAGUUGAUUCCAUUUAGUUGUAUUUCUUUUUGUUUACGAGAAUCAUUGAGGAAAAAAUCCAAGUUCAGUUAUCUCAAUGCCUGCAACUCUUUGUUACUCCAUAUAGUAGUAAAUAUCCUCCUAUUAUUAAUGAUGAACAUAACCAUCGCUUUGCUGUAACACUUAUGUCAAGCCUGAAGUUUAAAAUCUAACUUCUUUAGAUGACAACAAUCAUGAGGAAAAAGAAGAGUAGAUUUUCAUGGCAGAGUUAAGUAUUCAGGACAAAAAAGACUUUGAACAACUUCUUAUCCCUCCCUGCAGCUAUUGGCAGGAAGCAAAAAAACACUUUAGUACUGAAGAAAUAGGUACAAUGCCCACAUGGGUCACCACUAUGAAACACCAUUAUAACCCUCAGUGAAACAUGUUCACAUGACUCACACACCACAACCUUAAGCAACCUACAACAGAUAGCUUAUAAAAUUGUAGAAAACCAUUUUAACAACAAUUGUGAAAACCUUUUAUUAUAACUUGUUAAGGGUAUUGCAGGCUAUGGCAAGAGUUAUGCCAUUGAGGCAUUAAGAAUUUUAAGUCCAACAAACUGCAGUGUUCGCUUACACUGAAAAAGCAGCAUGUCAAUGGAAUCACAUUACACUCUUUGCUUAGACUACUAAUUGGCACAAAAAGGCUCAAUGACCUCAAAAGAACAGCUCUCCUACAACUUCAAAGUAACCUUGAAAGUGUGAAAUACUUAAUAAUUGAUGAAUAUUCAUUUGUAGGCCAAGGUCUGUUUAGCUGGAUAGAUAGUAGAUGUAAACAAGCUAUUAGCAAAGCAAACAUACUAUUUGGUGGUAAUUCUGUACUUCUUUUGGUGAUAUAGCACAAUUGCCUCCAGUGUGAGACAAAGUACUUUAACAUUUAAAGUCAAAGACAGAGAAACAAACCCAGGGUUUUUUAAUGUAUAACUAAUUUAACAAGGUCGUAAACUUAACAGUCAAUCAAAGAGUCAAAGGUAACAACAAAGAACAGUCAAAUUUCAUACCACUGUUAAAUAGAGAUUGCAGUAGAGACUCAACAGAGGCUGAUAAAGUACCCCUCAAAACGUGUCAAAUGUUCACGAAUUUGAGAAAUCUUCCAUAAAACUUUCAUACUUCAAGGAGGAAGUGACAGAGUUAAAAAUUAACAAACUAAAAGCUUUAAACGGACCAGUAGCCAUUGUUAAAGCCUGCCAUUCUAAUGGUUCUCACAAUCUUCAGAUGAUGUCCACGCCUUUGUAACCUCCAAGUUGGAACACUGUAACUCUCUUUUAUACGGUGUCCCCAAAUACGCUAUCCAAAAGCUCCAAUCAGUGCAGAAUGCAGCGGCUCGACUUAUUACCAGCUCUCGUAAAUUCGACCGCAUCACCCCUGUUUUGUUCGACCUACACUGGCUUCCAAUUUCUGAGCGAAUUAAAUUCAAAAUAAUUCUGCUCACCCAUAAAGCUCUUCACCAGCAGUCUCCUGUCUACAUUCAAGACCUAAUACGCCGUUAUUCAACUUCAAGAACGCUCCGUUCGUCUUCAACAUUGCGUCUGACUCCUGUCAGCUUUAAUCUCAAGUCCUAUGGCUAUAGAGCUUUUGCUGUUUCGGCUCCUGAACUGUGGAAUAAACUACCUGAUGACAUUCGUUCUUGUGACAAUUUAAAUAUUUUUAAACGUAAACUUAAGACUCAUCUUUUUAAAAAUUACUUUAAUGUAUGA